AUGCCGCAUUUGGAGGUGGCUGCUCUGCUUGUAACCCUUGUGGGGGUCGCUGUGUGGACGGAUGACAAUAGCAAAGUGAUAUCGGAUCGGUAUGCCGUGUACUGGAACAAGAGCAACCCGAGGUUCCAUCAGGGGGACUACACCGUGGAGGUCAGCAUCAAUGACUACUUAGAUAUUUACUGUCCACACUAUGAGAUCCCGUUCCCCAUGGACCGGAUGGAACGGUACAUCCUCUACAUGGUCAACUACGAAGGACACGACUCCUGCGACCAUCGGCAAAAUGGCUUCAAGCGCUGGGAGUGUAAUAGGCCCGACUCACCCAACGGGCCACUGAAGUUCUCCGAGAAGUUUCAACUCUUUACCCCUUUCUCGCUGGGGUUCGAAUUCAGGCCGGGACACGAAUAUUAUUACAUAUCGGCAACGCCACCUAACUUGGUUGACCAGCCCUGCUUAAAAUUGAAAGUUUAUGUUCGACCAACAAACGAUUCCCUCUACGAAUCUCCCGAACCGAUAUUCACCAGCAAUAAUUCUUGCCGCAGCUUCACGGUCCCCGAAUCCUUCUUUGUGGUGGUCCCCGUCUUUUGGACUAUUCUAACAUCCUAG
This is a messenger RNA of Varanus komodoensis (Komodo dragon), 603 nucleotides long. RefSeq names its product ephrin A2 (gene EFNA2). The transcript is spliced from 4 exons. NCBI's taxonomy places the organism in Eukaryota, Metazoa, Chordata, Lepidosauria, Squamata, Varanidae. The record is from RefSeq and is a predicted model, not a curated record. Gene Ontology annotation, cellular component: plasma membrane. Gene Ontology annotation, biological process: ephrin receptor signaling pathway; osteoclast differentiation; axon guidance. Gene Ontology annotation, molecular function: ephrin receptor binding. Bases 1 to 603 code for a protein of 200 amino acids.